AUGGUGUACGGUGGCCUUGUGGUGCCUAUUAUUGUCAUGAGUGUUUUUUGGGGGGUGGUCGGUGGCGUCUUGCCAUGGCUUGUGUCCAAGGGGCCUAACCGGGGUGUUAUCAACACAAUGCUGGUGACAUGUGCAGUCUGCUGCUAUCUCUUCUGGCUGAUUGCAAACCUGGCUCAGCUGAACCCUCUCUUUGGGCCACAGCUAAAAAGCGAUAUAAUCUUGUAUCUAAGGGAGCACUGGCCUUAAUGAUGCCCUGUUCUGU
Molecule: messenger RNA, 262 nt
Organism: Elgaria multicarinata webbii
Lineage: Eukaryota; Metazoa; Chordata; Lepidosauria; Squamata; Anguidae
Product: V-type proton ATPase subunit e 1-like
Exons: 1
Coding region: 1-246 (81 amino acids)
Biological process (GO): proton transmembrane transport
Cellular component (GO): proton-transporting V-type ATPase, V0 domain
Molecular function (GO): proton-transporting ATPase activity, rotational mechanism
Source: RefSeq, a predicted model, not a curated record